This is a messenger RNA of Neoarius graeffei (lesser salmon catfish), 2329 nucleotides long. Its product is annotated as ras-related protein Rap-2b. Gene Ontology annotation, biological process: Rap protein signal transduction; negative regulation of cell migration. Gene Ontology annotation, molecular function: GTP binding; GTPase activity; GDP binding. The transcript has a single exon. The record is from RefSeq and is a predicted model, not a curated record. The coding region runs from base 300 to 851 and encodes 183 amino acids. Gene Ontology annotation, cellular component: plasma membrane. NCBI's taxonomy places the organism in Eukaryota, Metazoa, Chordata, Actinopteri, Siluriformes, Ariidae.
UGUGUGUGUGUGAGAGAGAGAGAGAGAGAGAGUGUAUGUAUGUACUGAUCACUUCCUCAGAGAGAGAGACUGUUGGCAUAUUUAGGUCCAGAGUAAAGGCUGAUCAUGACAGGUUUCUGAUGCGCGGCCCGGAUCACCGGACACACGGCACCGCCCGGAUCCGACGGUUAAACCUGCGGUAAUCGCAGGACGGAGGGAGGGAAGGAAGGAAGGCAGGCAGGCGUUCAAAGGGGGUAAAAAGACCCAGCAGGGGUGGAGGAGUUAAGGCGACAGAGAGAAAGACAGACACAGAGAAGACCAUGCGAGAAUACAAAGUGGUCGUGCUGGGCUCCGGUGGCGUCGGGAAGUCCGCCCUGACCGUCCAGUUCGUCACAGGCUCCUUCAUCGAGAAGUACGACCCGACGAUAGAGGACUUCUACCGCAAGGAGAUCGAGGUGGACUCGUCGCCGUCGGUGCUCGAGAUCCUGGACACGGCCGGCACCGAGCAGUUCGCCUCCAUGCGCGACUUGUACAUCAAGAACGGCCAGGGUUUCAUCCUGGUCUACAGCCUGGUCAACCAGCAGAGCUUCCAGGACAUCAAGCCCAUGAGAGACCAGAUCAUCCGGGUCAAGCGCUACGAACGGGUUCCCAUGAUCCUCGUGGGCAAUAAGGUGGAUCUGGAGGGUGAGCGGGAGGUGUCCUCAGGAGAGGGCAAAGCUCUGGCUGAUGAGUGGAACUGCCCCUUCAUGGAGACCUCGGCGAAGAAUAAAGGCUCGGUGGACGAGCUGUUCGCGGAGAUCGUGCGCCAGAUGAACUACGCCUCAACGCCCAACGGGGACGAGCAGUGCUGCUCCUCCUGUGUCAUUCUAUAAAAUCCGGAUUUGUUUUCAUCCUCCUCCUCUUCUUCUGCAGUCGCAACCCUGAUGAGCGCGCGACUCGGUCAAUAAUGUGACUCCUCCAUGAGACUCCAUCAACAGGAAGUUUGAGCCAAAAAAAAAUAAAAAUACAAUAAAAAGAGAGCGAGAAUUUAUCUCUUUAUCACUCCGUCUUUCUAAUUCUGGUGUUAAAAAUCAUCAGUAUUUUUUUUUAAUUAAAAAAAGUGUCCUAGAUUGAUUAAUUGAUUGAUUAGAAUUUUUUUUUUUGUCUUGCACAUGCGUAAUACGAAACCGGAAGAGGGGAAAAAAGUGCAUCAGUGUUUACAAUGACAGAAUACUUGAAUGUUCUGGGAUUGACAUAACCCAGGGUUUUUUGUUUUUUUUUUUGUUCAACGUUGUCUCCCUGGUGCCUCGCUUCUUCUUCUUCUUCUUUAAUUUCUUUUUAGGUUUGUUUUGGCAGGAUGUUUAAUUUCAUCCACGGCCUGCUUUUGCAGUAUCACUUCCGGUUUCUGGAGAGGCCGCGAGUCACACUUACUGGUAACUAGGAGCAUCUGGUUACUAUGGAAACUAAACGACGUCCUUGAGCCAGCCGGAAGUAGACUAGUUCAUAAGGAUUGUUUUUGUUUGUUUUUUUUAUUUUUAUUUUCAUUUUCAAAUGUGAUGUCCUGGUUCUCGUGAGGAAAGGAUGAUGAAUGCAUAAAUAAUGAAAAAUAAACACGAACUUCGGUUUAGGAGCAACUCUAGGAAGCAAAAUGGCGUCAUGGAGGAUUAUUUUUUUGUUUUUUUGUUGUUGUUUUUUUUUUGCUGGACUCGAAGGAUCAACAAACAAACAUUGGGAUUCUUUUCGUGUGGUAUUUUAUUCAAAGAAAACAAGAGAAGAGUCGACGGAAGUUGUUCCAACUCCUAAACACGUCACAGCGACUUUUGUUGUUGUUUGUGUUUUUGUUUUCUUUCACUCAGCGUGCGUGAGGAUCUUACUGUGGUGACGUAAUGACGUUGUGAUGACGCCAUGCGUCGAGUGCCUUCCAUUUUUAGUGCCAACCUGAGGAGAAGGUCUGAGGAAGUUUUUAGUUUUUUGGCAAAAGUACUUAAACUGUUACACUUAAAGGGUUAUAAAGUGUUCAUAACCCUGUCAAAGGCUCACAGUUUGGCCUUUAGUCAUGUUUUCAUUAUUGUUUUUCCUUCAAAAAUGUUUGUUUUUGCCAAAAAAUAGGGUAUAAAAAUGACAGGUACUGGAGCUCUUGGAGCUCUCUGACUCACAACCGUGAUCCACUUCCUCUACACCAGUGUUUGUUUUUUUUGGGGUUUGGUUUAUUCUUUUGUUUUUAUUUUUUUAACACACACACACACAAAAAAAAUGUGAUGUAUCAUUUGGAAUUCUAAUCCGAUUGUACGUUUAAAAGCGGACCGGCUUUUUCAUAGCUGUUCUGAAUGUUUAAAAAGACUUUUAAUACAAAUUGCAUUUGUAAAAAAUA